ACUAUUUAUGUAGAUGACCAGAGAAUUCUGCUAUACAGAUUUAAAUAUUUUCAAGCAAAUUUCAACGUGUCUGAAUGACUGAGCUAUCAGCAUCUUUAACUCAGGUCCAGCAAGGACAAGUGCAAGAAGACUUCAUUGAAAGCCACACUGCCAACAUGAAUGAUAACCAGGAAAGGAGAAAUCAUGAACGCACUGAAUCUCAGAGCAAUGGACAGACGCAAAGCAGCUCACAACAAGUGCUGGAACAGGAUGAUGAUGAAGAUGAGGAGCUUACCUUAAAAUAUGGUGCCAAGCAUGUCAUCAUGCUGUUUGUACCAGUUACCCUCUGCAUGGUUGUGGUUGUGGCAACAAUUAAGUCUGUCAGCUUUUACACUCGAAAAGAUGGACAGUUAAUUUACACUCCAUUUACAGAAGAUACAGAAACGGUGGGACAGAGGGCUCUGAACUCCAUUCUAAACACUGCAAUAAUGAUCAGUGUAAUCAUUGUCAUGACUAUUCUCCUAGUGGUACUCUACAAGUAUAGAUGUUAUAAGGUCAUACAUGGCUGGCUCAUCAUUUCCUCGCUGUUGCUACUGUUUUUCUUCUCAUUUAUCUACUUGGGUGAAGUGUUCAAGACAUACAAUGUUGCCAUGGAUUACAUUACUCUGGCCUUGAUGAUCUGGAAUUUUGGAGUGGUUGGCAUGAUCUGCAUUCACUGGAAAGGACCCCUUCUUCUACAGCAGGCCUAUCUCAUUAUGAUCAGUGCGCUCAUGGCUUUAGUGUUCAUUAAAUAUCUUCCAGAAUGGACAGCCUGGCUCAUCCUGGCUGUAAUAUCUGUUUAUGAUCUCAUAGCUGUUUUGUGUCCGAAGGGGCCUCUCCGCAUGCUCGUGGAAACUGCGCAAGAGAGAAAUGAAACACUCUUCCCAGCCUUAAUUUAUUCUUCUACAAUGAUCUGGCUAGUGAAGAUGGCAGAUGGUGAUCCUGGAUUCACACAGAGUGCCUCAAAGAAGCCCGCAUACAACACGCAAGUGCCUGUUGUCCAGGAAGGCAGUGAUGAAGCUACAGCUGAUGAUAAUGGGGGCUUUGAUUCUCAAUGGGAGGAGCAAAUGGAUGAAAGAGUUGGACGAAUUAGUUCCACUGCAGAAUCUCGAGCAGCUGUUCAAGCUCUUCCAAGUAAUGCACCUCCAAGUGAAGAUCCUGAAGAGCGUGGAGUAAAACUGGGACUAGGAGACUUUAUAUUCUACAGUGUCCUUGUUGGAAAGGCAUCAGCCACAGCUAGUGGAGACUGGAACACAACACUAGCUUGCUUUGUUGCCAUUUUGAUUGGUCUGUGCCUUACUCUUUUACUCCUUGCCAUUUUCAAGAAGGCUUUACCUGCUCUGCCCAUCUCAAUAACAUUUGGACUUGUAUUUUACUUUGCCACAGACAAUUUAGUACAGCCUUUCAUGGACCAAUUGGCAUUCCACCAGUUUUAUAUUUAACCUCCGGACACUUUGAUUUCCUGGGACUUAUGUUUUCCCCUCAAAAUGACUGCAUAUGAACACCUAACAGAAAAGAGCAUCUAUUUCUAGAUUUUGAUUCCUGAAAUCCAAGGGAUUGAGUUGAUUGCCCUCUUGCUAGUGAUGAGCAGGUAGUAUAUCAUGGCAAAGCACCUUCAUGUUUUUGUUUUGUUCCGACAUCAAGAAAGAGUCCCGGUAAGCUGACGUGUUCAUUGUGGUAGCAUUUUUGCACCUGCAUUGUGUCAUUGAAAAGUACACAUGGUGUGAAAAGUGACUUCAACCAACAUCUUCACCUACUGAAUGUGGGACCUCCUGAAAACCCUUUAACAUGGCUUGGCAGCAGCUGGGUGAAAAUGAAGACUUUUCAAGGGAGGAUAUUCAUAAGGUACACAGAUCAUUACAGAGAAGUCUAACUUGUUUCUGCCCUCAAGAACAAAUUUCAGGGGGAAUUAUUAUAAUUUUUUUGUUUUUUACACUAAUAUUCCCACUAUGCUGGGAGUGAAUAACACUGUACUAUAAAGCAAUAUACUGUGCAGCGAACAUGAUCUUCCAAUAAUAAACACUGUUGGAGUCUGUUAGUA
Molecule: messenger RNA, 2059 nt
Organism: Nanorana parkeri
Lineage: Eukaryota; Metazoa; Chordata; Amphibia; Anura; Dicroglossidae
Gene: PSEN1
Product: presenilin 1
Exons: 11
Coding region: 75-1460 (461 amino acids)
Biological process (GO): smooth endoplasmic reticulum calcium ion homeostasis; amyloid-beta metabolic process; membrane protein ectodomain proteolysis
Cellular component (GO): cell cortex; Z disc; growth cone
Molecular function (GO): cadherin binding; beta-catenin binding; aspartic endopeptidase activity, intramembrane cleaving
Source: RefSeq, a predicted model, not a curated record